Drosophila takahashii is the source of this 448-nucleotide messenger RNA. RefSeq lists its product as uncharacterized. The record is from RefSeq and is a predicted model, not a curated record. Lineage: Eukaryota; Metazoa; Arthropoda; Insecta; Diptera; Drosophilidae.
AUGCAAGCGAUUUUUCUAUUGUGUACACUCCUUGUAUGCAUUAUCGUCUUGUUGAAGUUAAGUUGGGGCGGUGGAGGCUUGGAUACCCAGAACUCAACAACUUCAAAUCCCGAGAUCGUAUUACCCAAGGACCCGCUUUUAUCGACUGAAUUGUUUAAGGAUGCAAUUAAACACAGAGCAAAGGAUAGCGAUUUGAUUACUAUCAAGGAACAAGAGCUUGUGAAAUCAAAAGCUAGAAUCCAUAAGCUUCUAUCCAUCCUAAGACGACAACCAACAGAAGAUACAUUUUCUAAAGGUUCUUCAGAUAAACUUGAAACCACCAAUGAGCCAACUAAUGUCGAGUAUGCAACCAUCAAUUGUAACCCAGUUCUUGAGGAGAAUUGCGACCCAGAUUCCAUUGGUAUAAGACUAAGUGCCACUUUACUAAAGAUUCUCGCAUAAGUUAACU